AUGUCCCUCUCUUUACUUCUUCCUACAUUCCUCAUUCUCACAACUUUCUUUCUCUUGACUAAAUGGCUCCAAAGUAGACCUAAAAACCUCCCACCUUCACCACCAAAACUCCCCAUAAUUGGAAACCUUCAUCAACUUGGUUACCUCCCAUAUCGUUCUCUUAAAUCAUUAGCUGAAAAAUAUGGUCCAAUUAUGUUGUUACAUCUUGGCAGCAAGCCAACCCUUAUCAUCUCAUCUCCUGAAUUGGCUGAGAUGAUCCUCAAGACACAUGAUCUCGAUUUUUCAAAUAUGCCUACACUAAAAUUUCAAGGAAGAAUCUCUUACAAUUUCCGGACCACUCUUUUCGCGCCCUAUGGCGAAUACUGGAGGCAACUAAGAAGCAUUUGUGUUCAUCAGCUCCUGAGUAACAAGAGAGUUCAAUCAUUCAGAAGCGUGCGCGAAGAUGAGGUCGCGUUGAUGUUGGAACGGAUAACAGAAUCUUAUUUGUCGCGCUCGCCUGUAAAUCUCCGCGAGGUAUUUUCCGCACUCGCUAACAACAUAAUAUCUAGGAUAGCUAUAGGAAAAAGGUAUUCAGGAGAGCAAAAUGGGAGUAAUUUUAAGAAACUAUUUGAGGAAGUUUUAGAGGUAAUGGGAUGCUUUAAUAUUGGUGAUUAUGUUCCAUGGUUGGGAUGGAUUAAUCACCUUAACGGUUUGGAGGCAAAAGUAAAUAGGGUUGCCAAAGAGCUGGAUGAAUAUUUGGAAACUAUUGUUGAAGAAGGAUUGAAGAGGAAGGAGAAAAUCAUUAAUGGUUCUGAAAGUGAUCAAGAAGGGGACCAGAACCAGAAGAAUCUUUUGGAUGUUUUGCUGGAACUCAAAGAGAAAAAGGAUACUGGACAUGCUCUUCAACCUGAUUCAAUCAAAGCUAUCAUCAUGGACAUGUUUAUUGGCGGGACCGACUCUACCGCGACAUUAUUAGAGUUGGCAAUGUCUGAACUAGUGAGAAACAAAAACUCCUUGACUAAAUUAAAGAAUGAGGUGAGAAGCUUCGCAAAUGGCACCAAAUCAAAUCGUGUGAAGAUUACAGACGAUGAUUUAGAAAGUUUGCCUUUCUUAAAAGCAGUCAUUAGAGAGACUUGUCGGAUGCAUCCUCCCGGUCCAAUAUUAACUCGUCGAGAAUCGAAAAACGAUGUUAAUAUUAUGGGGUAUGAUAUCCCUGCUGCCACCCGAGUGUUCAUCAAUGUUUUCGCCAUCGGAAUGGAUUCAAAUAUAUGGGAAGAUGUCGAUGAAUUUCGACCAGAGAGAUUCUUGAAUAGUUCCAUUGAUCUUAAAGGGCAACAUUUCGAGUUGAUACCGUUUGGUGCUGGAAGAAGAAGUUGUCCUGGAAACGUAUUCGGCUUAGCCACAGUUGGACUUGCUCUUGCGAAUUUGGUUCUCAAGUUCGAUUUCGGAUUGCCUUGUGGAGCUAAGUUAGAGGAUUUGGACAUGAGUGAAGUUCCUAGCAUUGUUACUAGAAGGAAGAUGCCUUUGGUUCUUGAGGCAAGUCUACCUAAUUGUAAUUAGAAUAUUUGAAGUUUGCACUUAAUAAUUUGAAUAAGGUGUCAGUCCACCUCAUUUUCAUAAUUUUCAAUUGUAUUAAUCAAAGAAGCAUUAUUUUUUAACGCAUACCUCAAACUUUAUAUUAGAUUUGCUGGUCCAUUUGGAACUUACAGGCUAACAAACUCAAAUGUAAACCAAAAGAAAAAUGACAAUGAG
This is a messenger RNA of Oldenlandia corymbosa var. corymbosa, 1731 nucleotides long. The record is from the annotation of a GenBank genome assembly. NCBI's taxonomy places the organism in Eukaryota, Viridiplantae, Streptophyta, Magnoliopsida, Gentianales, Rubiaceae.